UGCCGACACAUGCUUCUGCACAACAGUUAAGCCAGAGACAUUCCAAGCAGAGUACAAUCUUGCAUUAGUACCAUCUUGCUCGGUCGGAUCGAACGCCGACGACAUGGCGGUCAUCAAGAUGCUCCUGCUCCCGGCGCUGUGCGCAUUGCUGCUCAGGGCAGCAUCGGCGGCUCAAUGGACGCCCGCUCACGCGACGUUCUACGGCGGCGACGACGCGUCCGGCACCAUGGGCGGCGCCUGCGGGUACGGCAACCUGUACGGCGCGGGGUACGGCACGCAGACGACGGCGCUGAGCACCGCCCUCUUCAACAACGGCGCGUCGUGCGGGGCGUGCUUCACGAUCGCGUGCGACACGCGCAAGUCGCGGAUGUGCAAGCCGGGGGCCUCCAUCACCGUCACGGCCACCAACUUCUGCCCGCCCAACUACGCGCUCGCCGGCGACAACGGCGGCUGGUGCAACCCGCCGCGGCAGCACUUCGACAUGGCCCAGCCGGCAUGGGAGACCAUCGCCGUCUACAAGGCCGGCAUCGUCCCCGUCAACUACAGGAGGGUGCGCUGCCAGCGGAGCGGCGGGAUCAGGUUCACCAUCAACGGCCACAGCUACUUCGAGCUGGUGCUGGUGACCAACGUGGGCGGCAGCGGCGGCGUGGCGCAGAUGUGGAUCAAGGGCUCCCGCACCAACUGGAUGGAGAUGAGCCGGAACUGGGGCGCGAACUGGCAGAGCAACGCCAAGCUCGACGGGCAGAGCCUCUCGUUCCGCCUCAAAUCCGACGACGGCCGCGUCGUCACGGCCAACGACGUCGCGCCGGCCGGGUGGUGGUUCGGCGGCACGUACACGUCCGGGGCUCAGUUCUACUGACCCAUCCGUGUGCAUAUCCAUGCCGCAUGAAACCAAAUUUAAACGGUAUUCGUGUAAUCUCACCUGCUUAUCGGUGGCCAAAUUAACCAGACGAUCGAUCGAGAAGACCACGCCGCUUGCACUGCACGAAUGAUGUUUCUGUACGUACGGAACAGUAUGUUUCUGGGUUGUAUGUUGUUCCAUUGAUCAGUGUAUUUGGCUACCGGCUGGAUAUUCACGCAUGUUCAGCCGCAGGAAUGUGCUUUUUUUUCUCCAAAGUAUAUAUGCUUCCGUCUAUAAGCUUAUUGCAUUGUGAGUAUCAAAAGCGUACUGUUUUCUCUCUCUCUGACUCUCUAGAAUCAUGCAAAAAUUAAAUAAGAAAUGGUUUUGCUGAAUCAAACUUGUCUAGAUAUUUUUCAGUGUGAAAGUUGACAUCCGCCCACGUGUCAGCCCUCUAUUCGAGCUAGGAAGACCACCACACCAAUUGGCCACUUGUGAUUUUCAAUAGCACGAAGUGUACGUGAACUAGUAUGGCCGCGCUGCUUAUUCAUUGUUAAGUUUAUUUAUUUACAUUUAUAAAAUCGUGAAUUUAAAAACGUUCAUCGAUUUUGAGACAAAAGUUCACAAACUUAACAAAAGUUCAUCGAUUUUGAGAAAUAGUUCAUCAUUUUAGAAGAA
Molecule: messenger RNA, 1516 nt
Organism: Aegilops tauschii subsp. strangulata
Lineage: Eukaryota; Viridiplantae; Streptophyta; Magnoliopsida; Poales; Poaceae
Product: expansin-A8
Biological process (GO): plant-type cell wall organization
Cellular component (GO): extracellular region
Source: RefSeq, a predicted model, not a curated record